CUGUCCUGUCGGUCCCAGAAACAUCAUCCUAACACGGACGUGAUCACUUUGAGGCGCAGAACACACCACCAACUUUCCUGUUAUCUGCCAAAUUUAACAGACCAUUAUCAGCUUCUUGGUUAUUUCAGUCUUUGAAAAAACAAGACAGCCCCGGGGAUCCGGACUAAAUGCCCACUUACUAUGUCAACUCUGGUGUUUGUCUUGAUCGGCUGUCUGCUCUGAGUCACCAGGGAGACCUCUGGGUAGUUUUUACCCUCUAAGUCGCUUGCCAGUCUUGCCAAGAGAAUCAUGGGUAGUUGGUUGAAGUGGCUGUUGUACCACAGAAACUACAUCAUCAUCGUCGUCACUCCGCUAGUACUCCUUCCCCUGCCCCUCUGCAGCCCUACAUCGGAAGCGAGAUGUGGUUACGCUAUCAUCCUAAUGGCUCUGUACUGGUGUACAGAGUGUAUGCCUCUGGCUGUGACUGCCCUACUGCCAGUCGUCCUCUUUCCUAUGAUGGGCAUCAUGACGGCUGGAGCGGUCAGUAUUGAAUAUCUGAAAGACUCCAACAUGCUGUUCAUGGGUGGCCUGCUAGUGGCCAUAGCAGUGGAGCAGUGGAACCUCCAUAAGCGCAUCGCUCUCCGAGUCUUGCUGCUGGUUGGUGUUCGUCCAGCCCUGUUAAUGAUGGGCUUCAUGAUCGUCUCAUCCUUCCUCUCCAUGUGGAUCAGCAACACGGCCACCACAGCCAUGAUGCUGCCAAUCUCCCAAGCCGUGCUGCAGCAGCUAAAAGCCACCGAGACCAAGGCCAAUGAACAAGAUUUCCAGGCUGCAGCCGAGGACAACCGUGCAUUUGAGCUCGAGAUAAGAGAAACUAAGGAGGAAAUAACCAACAAUACAAAACAGCCAGACACCCAGACUCAGAUGGAGAACAGAGUGUAUGAACAUGAGCAGAGUCCAGAGUCACUGAAGGAGUCCAGGAGACAAGCGUUGGAGAAGAAGUACGAGCUCCUGACCAAAGGGAUCAGUCUGAGCGUGUGUUACUCCGCCAGCAUCGGAGGCACGGCCACACUCACCGGCACGACCCCUAAUCUAAUCCUCAAGGGUCAAAUCGACAAGAUCUUCCCUAAAAAUGAUGAUGUGAUCAACUUUGCCAGCUGGUUCGGCUUUGCUUUUCCCAACAUGGUGCUCAUGCUGGUGUUUUCCUGGCUCUGGCUUCAGUUUAUGUUCCUGGGCUUCAACCUGAAGCAAUCUUUUGGCUGUGGCGUAAAGACCAACAGAGAUAAGGAGGCGUACACAGUGAUGAAGGAGGAAUACAAAAAGCUGGGGCGUAUGAAGUUUUCCGAGUGGGCAGUGCUCACCAUCUUUGUCCUGCUGGUGGUCCUGUGGUUCACCAGGGAGCCCGGCUUCAUUGACGGCUGGGCAACAGUGCUCUUCAAUAAGGAGGACCAGUUUGUGUCAGAUGGAACCAUCGCUAUCUUAAUGUCGAUGCUAUUCUUCGUCAUCCCCUCCCAGUUGCCCAAGUUUGGAGGCUACGGUUGCAACGAAGCAGGUAAGAUGAUAAAGGCUCCCCCGACUCUGCUGAACUGGCAGUUGGUCCACGAGCGAAUGCCCUGGAACAUCAUCCUGCUGCUGGGAGGAGGCUUUGCUCUGGCUGCUGGCAGUGAGAUUUCAGGUCUGUCCACGUGGUUGGGAGAGAGCUUGGCACCUCUGGAGAAAAUUCCUGCCUAUGCCAUCUCGUUACUGCUCAGCCUGCUGGUGGCGACAUUCACCGAGUGCUCCAGCAACACAGCCACCACCACCUUGUUCCUGCCCAUCCUGGCCUCAAUGGCCAUAACUAUAAAGAUACACCCGCUGUAUGUGAUGAUGCCCUGCACUCUUGCUGCCUCGCUGGCCUUCAUGCUGCCUGUGGCCACACCACCCAACGCCAUAGCCUUCUCCUUUGGAAAACUCAAAGUCAUCGACAUGGUGAAAACUGGCUUCAUGCUGAACAUCAUUGGGAUUCUGACCAUUAAUUUGGGGAUCAAUACCUGGGGAUACGCCAUAUUUGACAUGGGCACCUUCCCUCAGUGGGCCAACAUUACACAUGCCCAACCUUGAGUAAGGAAGGACAGAAAGAGAGAGAGAAUGACACAGAAUUGGUUUUUCAAGCCCCUGAAAACUGGUAUUUCUCUAUUUCAUGAAAAUAUUUCAUCAAAUAUUCAGGACUAAAUAAGCAACAUUCAAAGAUUUUAAAAAAUUACCCUUAGGUAUGUUUUUUUUAUCAAGCGGUUAAUAGUCAAAAACUCUCAGAAAUCUGUCUUUUGAAAUAACCUAAACUGUUGGCAGAAAAUAGUACACGUUAGUCACUGUAGGAUCCCUUUGCUCAUGAAAAAAAGCUGAUGAGGAAAAAAAAAAAGUUUUCAGGGCCUUUGAAGAAAAGGAGAGAGAGCCACUUUUUUUGAGCUGUAGCUGAGGCUUUGAUUAUUUUUAAAAUGAGCAAAGGAAGAGGGGGGAGUAAAUGGAAGGUUGUCUACGGUAAAUGUGGUAAAGACAAUGAAGUUUAAAGAUGAACCUGGUCCAAAGCACAAGCACCAUUUAGACCCGGCUGCACCCAGCAGUGGUGCACUACUACAUCUCAGAACAUCUCACUAGGACUGUUUUGUUUGCCCAUUUUCGCCCUUGCAACUCAAACAGUUACAGUCCCAGAACUCUGAAUCAGUCGUUUUGAUUAUAAACACCAAAACUGACUAAAAUUGAGAUAAACCUGAAGUGCUAUCAGUUUAGUAGCUCCAUUAUUAAAGACGCUCUCCCUUUAGCGUUCGGUAAUUCCUCAUGUCAUUGCAGUGACUGCACAAAAGGGAAAUGAUGUGUUUUUUUUCUUUAAAGAGAGACUGAGGUCAUUUCCUUGUACACUUUUCCCUGAAUGUGGCGUCAUCUCAUUAAUCUUUUUAUAAUUUACAAAUCAUGCAAAGGUGCAAUACAGUGUUUGUUUGAGUGAUUGUUUAAAAUAACCUGAUUAUUCUGAGUGAUGUUGUUUUUUCAGUCACCAUGUAAAUGAGCUAAAAUUUAAUUAAUUGUAUCAGUUAAUUUAACUUAUUACUUUGGUCUUUUUGUUAGACUUUAAGUCUUUGUUUUUUUUGUUGCAUAUUUUAUUUUUUAUCAGUGAUUUUGUCACACUGUUUUUACCAUUAGCAGGCAUUGACUUUAUAUCUCUUUACUUUUAAUUUGUAAACACUAAAGAGACUUUAGGUGAUUAUUUGUAAAACCAGAAGAGAAUUUUUUUUUUAAUCUGGAAAUACGCUCCCUAGACGAAUACAGGUGAAUGCUGUUAAAGGAAUGGUUCAGCAUUUUGGGAAACGCUCUUAUUCUCUUUCUUGUCGAGUGUUAGGUGAGGAGAUUGAUACCACUCUCGUGUCUGCACGCUAAAUAUAAAGCUUCCCCCACAGCAUAUUAGCUUAGCUUAGCAUAAAGCCUGGAAACAGGGGGAAACAGCUAGCCUGGCUCUGUCCAAAGGUAACAACAUCUGCCCACCAGCACCUAUAAAGCUCACUGAUUAACGUGUUAUAUCUUGUUAUAUAUACCCUUAAACCACAGCAAAUCAUAUCACUUUGACACUUAAGUUUUUGUACGGAUUAGGCAAUCGUAAUAAGAACAUGCUGAUUCGUGAGCUUUAGAGGUGCUGGUAGGCAUUUCAUUUUGUACCUUUCUUUUCUCGUCUAACUCUUGGCACCAAAAAGAAAUUAGUUCCCAAGAUGUCGAACUAUUCCUUUAACAAAACCCACUCCAGUAAUUACUGGGACGUGUACACAAAGUUAAGGUGACAUUGAAAAAUGUCUUUAAGCACUGAGGAGGGUAAAACACAGAAAGUGCACAAAUCAACAGCAGGAAGAUGUUACAAGCAUUGUGAACAGUGAGCACAGAUGAAAAAGGUUGGUUGAAGGAUAACUCUGAGAUAAGAGGCUGCCAAUAGGUUACGAUCUUAGCGGAGGUCAGUUCCUAUCUUGUUUAUUACAGGUUGAAAGUAGUAGAAAGAACAUCCCAGCAGUGAUGCGUUUUUUUUUUUUUUCUCCCCCCGUAUUACACGUUUAUGUACCAGAGCCGUUUUUAUUCUGAAAAUAA
Messenger RNA from Xiphias gladius (swordfish), 4077 nucleotides. RefSeq names its product solute carrier family 13 member 2-like. Gene Ontology annotation, molecular function: transmembrane transporter activity. Lineage: Eukaryota; Metazoa; Chordata; Actinopteri; Istiophoriformes; Xiphiidae. Gene Ontology annotation, biological process: monoatomic anion transmembrane transport. Gene Ontology annotation, cellular component: membrane. The coding region runs from base 289 to 2076 and encodes 595 amino acids. The transcript is spliced from 14 exons. The record is from RefSeq and is a predicted model, not a curated record.